This is a messenger RNA of Panicum virgatum (switchgrass), 2656 nucleotides long. Its product is annotated as pentatricopeptide repeat-containing protein At5g16420, mitochondrial-like. The coding region runs from base 53 to 1675 and encodes 540 amino acids. The record is from RefSeq and is a predicted model, not a curated record. NCBI's taxonomy places the organism in Eukaryota, Viridiplantae, Streptophyta, Magnoliopsida, Poales, Poaceae. The transcript has 2 exons. Gene Ontology annotation, molecular function: protein binding.
AGCCGGCUCGCCGCUACCCGCGACGCCGCCGCCGCACGCCUUGCUCAGGGCCAUGCGCCGGUGGAGCCCCGGCGCCCGCGCCUUCUCCGCGGCGCCGGCCGCGCGGGCCACCGUGCCGGUCGCGCACCUCGCCCCGCUCCCGGCGUCCCUGCCGGAGUCCGGCUACACCGUCACCCCGCCGGUCCAGCCCUGGCCGCGCCGCCUCACCGCGUGCUCGCUCUCCCGCCUCCUCCUCCUCCGCGAGCCCACGCCCGACGCCGCGGUCCUCGCCCUCCGCCACGCGCUCUUCCACGCUGCCCCUCCGCUGCCGCCCUCGCUCCCGGUCUUCGCCGCGGCCCUCUCCCGCCUCGCCCGCGCCGCCGCCUCCGACGCCGGCGCCGCGGCGCGACUCCUGCCCCCCGUCCUCUCCUUGCUCCGCGCCGCACGCCUCCCGGUCUUCUCCGACCGCCCCUUCCUGCCGCUCCUCCGCGCGCUCCGCCCGCUCCCCUCCCUCCGCCUCUUCCUCUCGCUCCCGUCCUUCAACUCCCACCCCUCCAUCCGCUCCUUCAACGCGCUCCUCCACUCCCUCGUCUCCGUGCGCCGCCUCCGCCUCGCCGCCGCGCUCUUCCGCGCUGCGCGAACCAAGCUCUACAUCACGCCCAACCUCGUAUCCUGCAACAUCCUGCUCAAGGGGCUGGUUGGCGUCGGUGACCUCGACGCUGCACUACAGGUGCUCGACGAAAUGACUGGGUGGGGGAUCGUCCCGGAUGUCGUCACCUACACCACGGUUCUCACUGCCUACUGCGGCAAAGGGGAUCUUGAAGGUGCACAGAAGCUCGUUGAUGAUGUUAUCGCCAGCGGGCGUAGGCCGGAUGCUACAAUGUACACUGUGCUCAUAGAUGGGUACUGCAUGCGUGGGAAGCUACAAGAUGCAGCUAGGAUAAUGGAUGAGAUGGAAGCUGCUGGGGUGCAGCCGAAUGAGGUUACAUACUCUGUGGUGAUUAAGGCUUGCUGCAAGGAGGGAAAAUCUGCGGAGGCACGUGAUUUGAUGAGGGAAAUGCUAGGUGCAGGGUAUGUCCCGGACACACCGCUGUGUGCUAAAGUAGUCGAUGUGAUAUGCCAGGAUGAAAAGGCUGGGGAGGCAAAUGAGAUGUGGAUAUGGAUGGUGAAGAAGAACGUCCCACCAGAUAACGCCAUCACGAGAGCAUUGAUCUACUGGUUAUGCAAGAAUGGAAUGGUUCAGGAGGCGAGGAAGCUGUUCGAUGAGCUUGAGAAGGGGCUCGUGCCAAGCUUGUUGGCGUAUAACUCACUUAUUCUAGGAUUAUGCGAGAAUGGAGAGUUACAUGAGGCUGGGAGGGUGUGGGAUGACAUGGUCGAACGGCGAUAUGAACCAAAUGCAAUGACUUAUGAGGCUUUGAUCAAGGGUUUCUGCAAAAUGGGCAAGUCAAAUGAAGGUGCUGCACUGUUUAAGGAGAUGGUGACCAAAGGAUGCACUCCAAGCAAGUUUAUUUACCAAGUAUUGGUUGAUAGCCUUUCUGAGCCAAGUCAUGAUGAUACUUUUUGCACUAUUGUUGAAGCUGCAGUUUUAAGUGGUCAUGAUUUCUCGGAUGCUAAACCGUGGGAAAUAUUUAUCAGAAAAGUGUUAGAUACAAAUGAAUCUUGGACAAAGCAUCUUGAGUUAGUGCUAACUAUGUAGCCACAAAGAAUUCAUAUUAUAGCUGGAAGCCUGGAACUUCUUAUUUGUUCUGAUAUUUUUUCUCGUGAAAAUUAUAUCAAUGGACUUCUUCAGAAAAUUAAUCAGGUCACACCAUGAGUUCUCAUGUAUACACUGGGCAGCCCUCAACAACAAUACCUUUAGCAGUUGGACAAGAAGCAAGAGGACAUCCGUCUAAAUUGUUGCCCCACCAGUUCAAACUGAUGUUCUCCAAGCCUAGGCAUAAGUAUAUCAGGACGGAACGCCAAACCAGCAUCUAGUGCACCAGAAAGCAGAUAAUUGUGUCGCUCCCACCAGUCACGCCGAUAUCUGUAAACCACAUAACCUGACAAAAACCCAACAAGUAUCCAUGUGGUGUAGUUGACUGCAGUAGCAGGUGGCAUCUGGCCAGUGGCACCGAUCAGCACGGGCAUGUUGAUGAGUAAGAUCCAGCUCUGGCCUGGGAAUGCCUUGUGUGCAAGCCAUACUAGUAGGGGAGCAAUAGCUCCACCCAAGAAGAACCAGUUCACAGCCGAGUAAGUGCCUAGGUCGCCGAAUAUUCUGCGUGGGCUAAUAAGGCCCCAUAUAACUGAUGCAUCAUAGAACACGUGAUCACCCGGGCAUGUCCAAGGGCUGUCCGGUGGGAGGAGCUCAGUGUUGCAGAUGUAGGGGAUUGUGUCCAUCAACCACCAGGCUGUUCCGAUGUAUACAAAUGCUGCAAUCAGAGUUCCGACCACCUAUCAUGUUGUAAGAAUAAGAAGCAGCUUAGUGACACUAUUGAACAGAAGCACAUAUGUAUCUCAGUAUCUGUGUAGAGAAAUGGUUAGAAGAGCUUACCUGAGCCAUAAACAUGGUCCUUGGAGGAAUCUUCAUGUAAUGACCCAGCUUAAAAUCUUGCAAAAAGGUCAGAGCUUGGCUCAUGCUGAUGUAACCAUAUACCUUGAAGCACAUAUUUGCAACAGGCCGUCCGGGGUACAAGUAGCC